ACUGUGCAAUGUUCAUUAUAUAUAAAUAUUUUUAAAAUGGAAUGUGAUUUAAAUGAAGAUAUCGAUAUAAAUGAUGUUUUUGAUGAUAUUGCAUUAUCAGAAGAAAAAAUUGUUCAAAACAGUUUCCAAGAAGGUUUGAGUAAAGGCGUUUUGGAAGGUGAAAUCGAAGGUUUCCAUUUGGGAUAUCAUAGAGGAUCAGAAAUAGGAAGUGAAAUAGGUUUCUAUAGUGGUUUUGUAGAUAUAUUGAUUUCCAUUUCCACUUUGAAAGAAGAUUUCCCUCAGAAGGGAAUAGUUAUUCUAACCAAGUUGAAAAACCUACUUCUUGAAUUUCCUAGAAGUAAUGUAGAAGACUGUGACAUGGUUCAACUACUAGAAAACAUUAGAUCACUUUAUAAGAAGUUGUGUGUCAUGCUGAAAAUUGACUGUAGACUACCGAUGAAAGACGAACUGUCAUUCUGAUUUAGCCUACUAACGGUUAUGGCUAUUCAUGAUAGAAUGAACUUCAAGAAAUCCUUGCCUCAAGUCAGGCAUAGAUUGAUUGAGAUGACAGAUUAUAUAAAACCAUUCUUACCUAUUCUGGAAUGUCAUAUGGUUAACUUUUAUACAAACAAUCUCUGGAGCAAAAAUGUGCCCGAGAAA
Messenger RNA from Nilaparvata lugens (brown planthopper), 639 nucleotides. RefSeq names its product protein LTO1 homolog. The coding region runs from base 37 to 459 and encodes 140 amino acids. The record is from RefSeq and is a predicted model, not a curated record. The transcript has a single exon. NCBI's taxonomy places the organism in Eukaryota, Metazoa, Arthropoda, Insecta, Hemiptera, Delphacidae.